This is a messenger RNA of Chenopodium quinoa (quinoa), 1985 nucleotides long. Its product is annotated as vegetative cell wall protein gp1-like. The transcript has a single exon. Bases 766 to 1704 code for a protein of 312 amino acids. NCBI's taxonomy places the organism in Eukaryota, Viridiplantae, Streptophyta, Magnoliopsida, Caryophyllales, Amaranthaceae. The record is from RefSeq and is a predicted model, not a curated record.
AGGAGUAUUUUCUUGUUUAUCUUUUUUUUUUUUUGAACGGAUUUUCUUGUUUAUCUAAUUGAAUUCAAAGUAGCUACUCGAGGCAUUUUCUGCACCAUAGAGUAUAACUAUUAAUUCCAUGUGGGGGUGAAAUAGUAAAAUUUUAAAAGCAUUUUUAGAACAACUUUUUUUAAUUAUUCAUAUACUCAGUCCAUUUUGAGAUUAUAGACAUAUAAACUACAUUAAAUUGAGUAAUGGGGAGACGUGAAACAAUGUGCCUUUGUGAGAAAGGAGGUGUAUAUUUUCAAAAGUAUUAGGGAUGAAAUUUCAAGCUCAAAACUUCACACAUCCACAUGUUCCCUACUAAAAAUUUCCAUGAUUUGGAAUCAAUCAACUAAUUGAAUCUGAAUCCUUAUUUUCACCAUGCUAGCUAAGGUCAAUAAUUCUUAACAAAAGACAUUAGAGGAAAGACCAACGUAAUAGACCUGCUUAAGACUUGAGAAUGAGAAUAAUUACUAAAUAACUCUAGCUUGAUUUUCAAACUAGAUAGAAAAUUGAGGCCAUUAAACACCAUAAUUUACUCCAAUGCAUCUAUAUAUCCAAGUCUCUUGCAGGAGACAAACCCAUAAUUUACUCCAAUGCAUCUAUAUUUCCAAGUCUCUUGUAGAAGACAAACCCGUACUCUGAAUCAGUCUACCUUCCUGCCCUUAUAAAUACAGGUACUUCUAACACUUGUAACCUACAACAUAACACACAGCAAACUGGUAAACACAAUACCCAAACACAAUGGCUUCACGUGCCUUCAGUUUCUCUUCUUUGGCUGUGCCACUGCUUCUGGUUGCAAUCUUGAUCCUUUUAGGUUCUCCUGCCCAAGUUGCAGCUGAAACGAAGCUAUCAUCACGCAAGGCAUUACCAAAACAGCCUAAAGUCCAACCCUCAUUGGCUCCUACACCUACAUCUUCCUGUGAGCCCCCGUCUAAUACCCCUUUUACACCAAUAACACCAUCCUCUGUCAAUCCUUCUCCACCACCAGACUUCCCUUUUACCCCAGAAUCCCCUUAUUCUCCAUUCCCUCCGGAAUUUCCUACCCCACCUCAAUAUCCCUUCCCACCUGACUCUCCUUUCCCUCCGGAAUUUCCUUCCCCUCCUUUGAAUCCAUCCCCGCCAGACUCUCCUUUCCCUCCGGAAUUUCCUUCCCCACCUAACUCUCCUUUCCCCCCAGAAUUUCCUUUCCCACCUAACUCUCCUUUUCCUCCAGAAUUUCCUUCCCCGCCUUACUCUCCUUUCCCCCCAGAAUUUCCUUCCCCACCUAACUCUCCUUUCUCUCCAGAAUUUCCUUCCCCGCCUUACUCUCCUUUCCCCCCAGAAUUUCCUUCCCCACCUAACUCUCCUUUCCCUCCAGAAUUUCCUUCCCCGCCUUACUCUCCUUUCCCCCCAGAAUUGCCUUCCCCACCUAACUCUCCUUUCCCUCCAGAAUUUCCUUCCCCGCCUUACUCUCCUUUUCCCCCAGAAUUUCCUUCCCCGCCUUACUUUCCUUUCCCUCCAGAAUUUCCUUCCCCACCUUACUCUCCUUUCCCUCCAGAAUUUCCUUCCCCACCUUACUCUCCCUUCCCUCCAGAAUUUCCGUUCCCCCCAGAAACUCGUUCCUCAUCCCUAAGCAGGGAAAAGAAGCAAACACCAGCUAAAAAAACCCAGAUUAAACCUCCAGCCAAAAACGGAAACUAAUAUGCCUGGCCUUAAUAUAUGAAGAUAACCUAAGGGGAAUAGCAGGGUAUACAGCAUAAAGAUUCUAUCAAUUAGCAGCAUACAUUAUUAUAUAGCCAGCUUACUAAGUUGGAAUGUACUCCAAGUAUAUGCUUAGUAAAGAACUCGAGAGUUUAUGUAAAACAAGUCAGUGCAGAUGUGUAGUGACUCCCUCCCUCUUUAACUUUUGUACUGAAAUUUGCAUACUAUGUAUCAAAUAUGUCUUUAUAUAGCAUUGGAAUUACUAAAUUUGUUUUGCUUAA